Messenger RNA from Argiope bruennichi, 6977 nucleotides. RefSeq lists its product as uncharacterized. NCBI's taxonomy places the organism in Eukaryota, Metazoa, Arthropoda, Arachnida, Araneae, Araneidae. Gene Ontology annotation, cellular component: membrane. Gene Ontology annotation, biological process: G protein-coupled receptor signaling pathway; cell surface receptor signaling pathway. The coding region runs from base 118 to 5313 and encodes 1731 amino acids. The transcript has 32 exons. Gene Ontology annotation, molecular function: G protein-coupled receptor activity. The record is from RefSeq and is a predicted model, not a curated record.
UUUCAUUGGAUGAGUUUAUUAAUGGAAGUCGAUGACAGAAAUUGAUGGAGUUUUUAUAAGGAUUUAUUUAACAAAAGCAGGUGAACGUCAGUUACUAUAGGCAUUUGGACUUGAGGGAUGUUUUCUAAAAAGAAUAACAAAUUAAGAAUUUUUCAAUAUUUCCUUUGCUCUCUUUGCGUCGUUAACGAUGCAUCUAUGCCAGAAUGUAAGAAUGCAUUUGACAAAUGUCAAUGUCAUCGUUCCUAUAAGCUGUACAAUAAAGAGAUGGAUGAUGAUCAGAAAACGACGAAACUGUGUUUGAAAUUGCACAAAUCAAAGAAACUAAAUUGGAAAGAUGCUGAUAAGAAAUGUAAAACAGAAUUUUCAUAUUUAUUGUUUAAUUAUACUGAAAAUACUGCAUUUGAAGAUUAUAAGAAAGAAGGAAUUAAUCUUAUUUGGAUUGGAAUACAAAAGCUUUCUGGAUAUUAUACAAGUUUAUCUAACUAUCCAAGUCUGUUUAAAGAAUCAAAUGAAGUUUGGGGUAGACAAUGGGCCGGUGGAGAACCUAUUUAUGAUUGUGUUGCAUUAGAUAUUUCUACUGGCAAUCUAGUUACUCGUUCUUGUUCUACAAGGCUUGAAUUUGUAUGCCAAAACAAUGGAUUUCCUGUCUAUCCUAUUGCAAAUACUUUGGCUUGUCCUGAAGGUUGGUUAUUUUACUAUCAUAUUGACAUGGAUAUGAAAAAAUGCAUCAGAGUAUUCAAACGAAGAGAUUACAGACAAGAUACAGAAGAAGAAUGUAAGAAAAUUGGGGCCAAUGCAGCUGAAAUUGAUGGUUAUAUUGAAUUGUAUGCUCACAUGAGCAAAUCAAAUAUAAAAGAUUUUGCUUCGUUGUCUGGUAGUAUUUGUAAUGGAAGAUAUAUUGAAUCUGUCUUGGGUGGUCCUAGGAAUGUCAUGGACACUGCAAUAACAUGCCCUGAAAUGCCUUUUAUUUGUGAACGAGACUUUAGAAGUAUUUCUUUAGUGCCAAAAAUCUUGCCAGAUGUUAUCGAUUCUAUAUUUAGUACAGAUACCAAUUCAACUACUUUUACAUGUAAUGUAACUUUCAAUGGCAAAAAUGUGCCUGAAAUAGAGCAGCUUCAUUUCAAGUGGUUUAAAAAUGGAAUUCCCUCUUCUGAUGGCAACUUUCUUCAUCUCAGUCCCUCAUCUAUGAUUCAUCAAGGUUCUUACCAUUGUGAAGUUAGGGUUGAAGGGUUACAAGGUGCUUUUUUAUCAUCAGAGGUACCUUAUAUUUAUGCAGAUGUAUCAACUUAUAUCCUUACAUUGCAUGGAAAUGCAAGAGAAUUGAGAUAUGAAGACUUUUCAAAAAUUAGUUUUCAGAAUUUUAGAUCUUAUUUGAAUGACUCCAUGACAGUUUUUAGUACUGGUGAUUUGCUACCUGUUGUCAACUUGAAUUGGAAUUUACAAAAGACUUGGUCAGAUGGAAACAGUGCUACAGUCCAAAUACUUUUGUACUUAAAAAGAAAUGAAAGUUUGGAUAUAAUUCUCCAGGAAGAAGUAGAAUUUUAUAAUACAUUGCAAAGGUACUCUAUAAGGAAACAAACAGAUGGAAGAUUUGUCAGAAUAUCAUUAAAGUUACAAAGUGCUGUUAUUUGUUUUGAAGAAUCUGUUCCUUCUUCUGAAACUUCAUAUGAUGAAAUCUUGCUCUGGAAGGAUGCUGCACAAACAAAAUCAGCUAUAUCUGAACCCAUGUGUUUGAAUGAUUGGAGAUUGGUUACAAGAGAAUGCAAGCCUAAUUUUAUUGAUGGUGCUAAAUGGCUACCAUUCGAUUAUUCAAUGUGUACAAAAUAUCAGCAAGCUGUUCAAGAUAAAAAAUAUUUAUGCCCACCAGGCCUAAAAGUAUUAGAAUCAAACAUUUGCUAUAAUGUUUUCACAGAGAAGCAUACUUUUGAAGAUGCUGAAGGAGUAUGCCGCAAUCGUUUAAGUUUCUUAAUGAAUUUAAAGUUAUUAAACAGUACAAGACUACUUUCUGAAUUGGAGAUAUCCUCAAAAUAUUGGUUUUCAGAAAGAACUAGCACAGUGAAAUCUAAGAAUGAAACCUACACCUACCAUAAAAUGCUUAAUCCAAAUUUCCAUUGUAUCAUUGUUAAUCAGAUCAAUGGUACCCUUGUAUACAAAAAGAGCAUUUGUAAAGUUGAUGAAAAGCAUGCUUUUGUUUGCAUUCAUCAACCACUUAUAAUGCUAGAAUCUAGGCUUUUUUCAAAACCUUGGAAUAAAUUUCCUCUCCAAAGUGGAUGUUUUUACAUUGAAUCUUCUAAGAAAACAUGGGAAGAAGCUAAAGAAUCUUGUCAAGUAUCUUUGGGAAAAUCAAAUCUACUGCAGAGUAUUCAGAAUAUGGAUGAUUAUUCUACUUUCAAAGCUCUUCUUUACAAUCUACCUCAUUUAACGAAAGGAAUGUCUUGGUGGAUAAGCCUAUUUCAAGACAAAGACUCAUUGAAAUGGUUGAACUCCCCUGAGGAGACAGUGACUUUUGUUGACUGGGAAGCACAUACGAACUUCAAGAUGAAUCAAUCUGGAGGCAUUCUCACUGUAGGAUCUUCAAGAAAAACUAGUAUUCGCUGGUCUUUGAGAGAUCUAUCUUCAAAAGAAAGUUUUAUAUGUGAAAUGCGAGAUUGUACCGACCCUUCUCCUGUUUCUGUAGAUAUUGAUGAUAAAACUGUGUUCCCAAAUGGAAAUGAUUCUGAUUUUAUUCCAAAAUUAAAUUAUCAGUGUAUUACUAAUGGUUGGUUUGUGGCAAAUAGCAUAUCUUGGUUUAAAGAUGAUGAUAUUCUCAGAAAUUCAGAAAGGAUUACUGUUGACCUCUCUCUACAUAUUGAAACAGGACCAACUGUAGAUGAUUCUUUAAAAUUUCAAGGGUAUUAUUGGUGCUCUGUUGAUCAAGAACUUUACAUAACACAAAUAUUUUCACCUAAAGUAUUGUUUAAACAUCCAGGUUGGCACACAUUUGUUCUGUAUGUGAUGAAAGAAGUACCGGAAUUUAGUAACUGUUCAGAUUUGAUCUCUCAAGAUAUUCAGUUCUUUUUGGAAUUCAAUGAAAAUUCUCGUGAACUUUUAUCAAGUGAUAAUUUUUUUCUAUAUCUGAAAGAUGCAUCAUGUAUUGGAUCAGAAUUACAUUAUUAUGAUCACAUCUAUGUUUCAAAAAGAAUGGGAAAUGAAGAAAGAGUAAAUGAAAUUAUUGAAACAAGUAUCACUUCUCAAAAAUCCAUCUUAAUGGAAGAAUUACUCAAGAAGCUUAAAGUUGUGAAUAAUGAACGUUUUUCUCUUAGAAGUACUGUUGUAUGCCCAAGUGAAAAAAGUCAUCAUGGUGGAUACUCUCUCACUUGGCCUGAAACUCCUGUAGGACAAAGUGCUUUUCCAGAGGAGGCUUGUACCACAGAGGAUGGCAAUGCUCUUGAACGGAUGUGCAUGGGCAGUUUCAAUACUGGUGGAUUUUGGAGUCCCUUAGAAAAAGUCUGUACAGGUUUUGAGUCUGCUCUAACAGUGAGUCUACGUAAACUGGCAAAAGCAAAUAUAACCAAGGGCAAUGUUCUCAAUUCGUCACUCAGCAUGGAAGAUAUAACAACACAUCAUGAAAAUUUCAGUACAACAGAUGUUAAUUAUGUGGCAAGAAUUUUACAAAAUAUUGCAAAUGUUCCUGAUAUUCAACUUGAAAUAGUCAGAUCAGUAGUAACUACUGUAGAUACCGUUAUAGAUGUGGAGAUACCAAUAACAGAUAUAGGUUCUUUAUCAGAUGAUUCUAGCAAAAUAUCUUCAGCUUUGGAAGACAUACUAUCAAAUGUGCAAACCAAUGGUCAAGUUAUUGUAGAAGCUAGAAAUAACAUUGCUGUUUCUGCUCUGCCAUUAAACACUAAUUUUUCACUUAUCCCUGCUGGUGGUGUUUUAGAGCAUUGGGGCUCCAAUGUUACUACUUUAUUCAAUGAUAGCAACAAAAAUCCCAGUGCACAAUUGAGCCAGUUUGAAAAUUUUGAAGCUGCUGUGCUUUUACCUGACAAUCUUUUAGCUGAAAAGCAAAACAUUGAUGUGAUUAAUAUUCCUAUCAUCAUACGCAGAAAUUUCCAUUUUCUAAGGGAUGUUGAAAAAGAUGUGAAAGUUAUUAGUCCUGUUAUUGAUGUAUCCAUUGGAAGAAAGCCUGUACAUAAUGUUAAUCCUCCUAUUGAAAUGGUUUUUAAUGUUAGUGAGGUAAUUCUGAAUGGUUCAAAAUCUUUCAAAUGUGUGUUUUGGGCAGCAGAUAGGAAAGUUUGGUCUGAUGAAGGCUGUUACUCUGAACUAAUCAACUUAACACGAGUGCAUUGUUUUUGUGAUCAUCUGACAAGUUUUGCUAUUAUUGUGGAUUUAAAAGUUGGAGCUAAAACUAAUAAAUUCCAUCUUGAAAUAUUGAGUAUUAUUACAUAUGCUGGAAGUUGCUUAUCAAUAUUUGGACUAGGAAUGAUUAUUCUCACUUUUAUUGUAUUUAGGAAAUGGCGAGCAGAAUUGAAGCACAAAGUUUUGAUUAACUUGUCACUUGCUUUAGUUUUGUUUCUGUUUGUAUUCUUGAUUGGAGUGGAAAAGAAGCAUUGGGGUUAUGGAUGCAUGGCAAUUUCCAUACUUUUACAUUAUUCUGUGCUGGCCACAUUUGCUUGGAUGUUAGUGGAAGCAUAUUUACAAUAUCUCAGAUUAGUAAAAGUUAUUGGAACGUAUAUACCUCGUUUCUUACAGAAAGCCAUGCUAUUUGCAUGGGGGGUACCUCUUGUAGUAGUAGGAAUUGUUGCAGGUUUCGACUAUAAUCUCUACAAUGAUGAUUCGCAUGAGUAUUGCUGGUUGACUGGUAAAGUUUUCUACUUUGCUGUAGCUGGUCCUUCGUUAUCAAUGUUGGCUACAAAUUUUGUGAUUUUUGCAUUAAUAUUACAUUCUAACACUUGUGGAAGGUCAAAGAAAUUUUUGAGAACCAAUCAGGAUGAAAGAAAAGAACUGUUAGCUCGAGCAAAAGCUGUAUUUUGUGUUUCAGUAUUACUAGGAUUAUCAUGGUUGUUUGGAUUUCUGGCUGUAGGGGAAACUAAAUUGGUAUUCCAAUAUCUAUUUACUAUCACAACCACACCACAAGGAUUUUUAAUAUUUUUCUUUUUUGUGUAUCGCCAAAAGACUGCAAGAGAUGAAUGGGUAAAGUUGCUGAAGGUUGCUCCUUUAUCUGACUCUUCUCACACUGGUGGCACAGGAAUGGAUAGUUCUGGACUGCAACAAAGAAGAGCACAAAAUAAAGUGGCGUACAAAGCAGCAGUCCCUUAUGUCUCAGUUGAGUGAUGGAAAGUUUCUAGGAGGAAAAAAUUAGUGAAAUUUGAAUGAAUUCAACUGGAAAAAAAAAAAGAAACUUUAAGCUAUCGUUGAUGACAGCUCAAAUAAGUGCAUUUCAGAAAUCUGUGCUCCUAUACUCAAAUUCACUCAUUGUCCAACCAACAAUCAUUUCCAUUUUUCAAACUUCCUAUCUGACUUUCUUUUCAUUUGUUUGUUUUAUUACUACUAGUUCUCUUAUUCUAAGUCAUACAUGCAAGAUUAAUCGGAGAUCAUUUAAAGCAUGUGGUGGUAUGUAGAUUAUUAUGAUCCAUGCAGGAAGCAACAGGACGAAUGUUUUUAGGAACAUUUCUUUUAAUAAUCACAUUCACACACUAAACAAGUACAAACACAAAAGCAAGACAUUCACGAACGCGGCUUCACAGUUCAGCAUCACAUCUCAUUCUAAUUACAAGCGCAAUGCACUAUGGGAUGGCCUAAUCAGGCAUCGCCAUCUAGUUUCCAAAAGAGAAGAUAUGAGUAAUGCAACUGCUACAAGCAAUAAAAAACAAGGAUACAAACUUUUUUGAAAUGACAUAAUCUAUUUUAUCACUAUAAUCUAUUUUAAUCUAUUAUAUCUAUCCAGCUCCAUAUAUGUCUGCUUUUAUUCAUUAUAUCCCCCAGUUUAAAGCAAUAAAAUAUAUAUUUUAUGGUGUUUGAUAAAAAAAAAAUUAAAGUCAUCAAAUUAUUUGCAGACAGUUGAAUGUACUUUACAUAAAUAUUAUUGCAACAAUUUUAAAUCAAUAAGUUGAGUCCCUGCAUCAAAAUAUUGUCUGUGAUAUCAGAGAGGAUUUACUGUUUUUGAUUAUCCCCCGGGAGGCACCUCGAAAUGAUGAUGAGAUGCUUCCGGCAUGGUGAUUGGAUCUCGCCACCCUGAAGGGUACACUAAUAAGUGGGGAAUCUGACUCCUCCCAUCGAUGACGAGACGUAUUUCCUUCGGGGAGGGUUGUACCGUGGCCGGUGACUGCCCUUAGGACUCAACCACAGUUCCCGCGAAUGUUGCUGUUGUGGCGGUCUGGUCAUUCAGUUUUUAUGGUUUAAAUCCGUGUGCCUUCGUGGCGGGUCGGAGAGUUAGAUGGCUGACUUACUGUUGUUGAUUGAUGAUUUGUUAACUUUAUAUAAUUAGCAAUUAAACUAUCAUUCUCCUUGCUCCUUAUAAUCUUUCUAUUAAUUACCAACAUAACUAAAUUUCCUUUAUAAGCAACUUGUACCGUAGUUGUCAAGGAAGAGCACCGAGGAAUCGGCAGCACUUUUUAACCAUGUUUAUUCUGGAUGAAUACUGUAGACUCAUAAGCACAUGCACAAAUAAAUGGAAAUUUAGAUAAAAAAAAUUAGUAAGAAUUGACAUAUAAUUCUGAAUGAAACAUACUAUAGUAAAACUGUUUUGGGGACAAAUCGGCCAUCAUUCAACGUUGGGCUCUUUCCUUCCACAUCACAUUACCAGUUUUGUUCGCCCACACGAUGACGUAUUUGAAUUUUCUUAAAAAUUUAUUGAUUUUAAAAUUUAUUACCAUAUUAAAAAAAGUGUGAUCAAGUUAUAUGCCCGUUUCUACUGCAGUUCUUUAAAAUCAUAAAAACAAAAUUGGAUUAAUUCUUUUUAGUGAAAAAAAAAUGUAUUUACUAACAUGAUAAGCAAU